CACAUCACCAGUGACUGUAUUUCACAGGCAACUUCUCUGCACAAGGGAUUAGUUUACAAAAAUUCUGUACAUGAUGUCUUCUGUUAUCUAGGUAAGUUAAAAAACAAGCAAUGUGUCUAGUGCUGGUUCAGUGCUGGUUUGUGCUUACAUAAGGAGACUUCACUGACAUGUGAGGCAGUGUGAAACUCUCCUCCAGACACCAUGACGAUCCUCUGCUCUGUCCUUCUGCUGCUACUUGGAUUCAACGCUGCUCAGGCACUUUACUACAGGGCACUGUGGCAGUUCAGGCGAAUGAUCAUCUGCACCAUGCCGACUAGCUGUCCAUUCCUGAACUAUGGAAACUACGGAUGCUACUGUGGCUGGGGCGGCUCAGGAACCCCUGUUGAUGACCUCGACAGAUGCUGUCAGGUCCAUGACAACUGUUAUGCCGAAGCCUUAAAGCAUAAAGCCUGCUGGCCCGUCUUCGACAACCCUUACACAGAGAUCUAUGCCUACUCUUGUGACAGAACCACUAAGAAAAUCACCUGCAAGAAAAACAACACAGUUUGUGAGAUGUUCAUUUGUGAGUGUGACCGGAAGGCCGCUGACUGCUUUGCUGUAUCUAAAUAUAAUCAGGAGCAUAAAAGACUUCCUAAAAGUCACUGCGAAAAGAAAUGAGUCAGUGUUCUUCAGGACAAUUUAAAGUGGAUGCUUUCAGAAUUCACAUUCUGGA
Molecule: messenger RNA, 712 nt
Organism: Clarias gariepinus (North African catfish)
Lineage: Eukaryota; Metazoa; Chordata; Actinopteri; Siluriformes; Clariidae
Product: phospholipase A2-like
Exons: 4
Coding region: 202-657 (151 amino acids)
Biological process (GO): arachidonate secretion; phospholipid metabolic process; lipid catabolic process
Molecular function (GO): calcium ion binding; phospholipid binding
Source: RefSeq, a predicted model, not a curated record